GAAGCUUCACCGAUACAACAGAAACCUGAAGACGGAUCCAUACUCUUUUAAGGACGUUUUCACACAGGAUCAGAAUUACAGGGGAUCUACUGAUUGCUUGACGGAGUCACAUUCAGAGCAGUAAGAAUGACAGACAAUGGUGUAUUCACAGGAGUGGACCUGUGCAGCCAGGUGAACAACCAUGCUCACCGCACAGAGGAGAUCGAUGUGGACCGUCUGCUGGUGCGCAGGGGGCAGUCCUUCUCCAUCGCCCUGCAGUGUUCUGGUGCUCCCCCCCGGGCACCCGAGUACCAGCUCAGCCUCGUCCUCCGACUGGGCAAACAGGGCGAGGUGACGGUGAAGGUCUCUGAGUACCAGGCGCGGGGUGCGGGCCAGUGGUGGUUCAGCCAGCAGGCUGCCCAGAGUGAGCUGCUGGUGACGGUGCACAGCCCGGCGGACGCGCCCGUGGGCCUCUACAGCCUGGCCCUGCUCCUGCUCUCCCCCGACGAGCACAUCCUGGAGGAGACCGCGCCCGAGAGCUUCUACCUGCUCUUCAACCCCUGGUGCAAAGCUGACGCGGUGUACUUGCCAGACGAGGGACUCCUGCAGGAGUACAUCCUGAACGAGAACGGCAUCCUGUACCAAGGCGCCUGGAACGACAUCACCUCGCUGUCAUGGAACUUUGGACAGUUCGAAAAGGACAUUGUGGACAUCUGCUUUGAAAUACUGGACAACUCGCCCACUGCACUCAAGAACCCAGACAUGGACACUCUGAACAGAGCCAAUCCUGUUUAUGUGAGCAGAACCCUCACUGCCAUGGUGAACUCCAAUGAUGACCGCGGGGUGCUGACGGGCAACUGGACGGGCGAUUACUCCGACGGCGUGGCGCCCACGCGCUGGACCGGCAGCGCGCCCAUCCUGAGGAAGUGGAGUGAGGGCGGGGCGGAGAGAGUGCGCUACGGGCAGUGCUGGGUGUUCGCUGGGGUGGCCUGCACAGUUCUGCGAUGCCUGGGCAUCCCCACCCGCUGCAUCACAAACUACUCCUCCGCCCACGACACCGACGGGAACCUUAUGAUCGACUACCUGUUCGAUGAGAACAUGGAGAGCAUCUCCACUGGCGGCAGAAAGGACAUGGUCUGGAACUACCAUUGCUGGGUGGAGUCCUGGAUGGCUCGAGAAGACCUUCCAGACGGUAAUGAUGGGUGGCAGGCUCUCGAUCCUACGCCCCAAGAGAGAAGUGAUGGUGUGUACUGCUGUGGGCCUUGUCCUGUGCGGGCGAUACGAGAGGGAGAAGUGGGUGUGAAAUACGACGCGCCGUUCAUCUUCGCUGAGGUGAACGCCGACCUGGCGUUUUGGGUUGUCCACCCGGAUGGCGAGCGCACACAAGCCUCGGUCAACAAGAGGACAGUGGGCCGGAAUAUCAGCACAAAGAGCGUUUAUGGCGAUCAACGAGAGGACAUCACUGCACACUACAAAUACCCAGAAGGUUCAGAGAAAGAGCGUCAAGUUUUCGAGAAGGCCGGCAGGAGGGUUUCCCAACCGAAUGGUGGUCAGGGCCAGCUGGAGCUGUCCAUCAAGCAUGCCCAGGCCGUCCACGGGACGGACUUCGACGUGAUCGUGGAGGUGCGCAACGCGGGCGAGGAGGACGCACGCGCUCACCUCACGGUCGUGUCCACCACAGUGACCUACAACAGCCUGCACAGGGGCGAGUGCCAGAAGAAGACGGCUCGCCUCACGGUUCCUGCCCAGAGGGCUCACAAAGAAGUUCUGCGUCUUCGCUACAACCACUAUGGAGCUUGUGUGUCUGAGCAUAACCUGAUCAGGGUGACUGCCUUCGUCAAGACGAACGAUCAGGAAGACGUGAUCCUGGAGGAGGUCAACAUCCCUCUGCGGAUGCCAAAGUUGCUUAUGAAGGUUGUAGGGGAAGCAGUCGUAUCUCGGAAGGUGACAGCCCACAUAACCUUCACAAACCCGCUGCCAGUCACCCUGAAAGAUGGUGUGUUCACAGUGGAGGGUGCUGGCCUCACAGCAGCUACAGAGAUCCCUGCUCCGGGAAAUAUCGGACCAGGUGAAGAAGUGACGGUCAAGUUCUCAUUCAAACCCAUGCGCCCUGGUCUGCGGAAACUGGUAGUGGACUUCGACUCAGACCGCCUGAGGGAUGUGAAGGGGGAGGCCACUGUGAUCGUCCGGCGAAAGAAAUGGAACCGGACAUGAUUGACACAAAACCACGAUUAUCAUGUUAGAUAAAUGUGUUUUUUUAACAGAAAAAAAACAACUAUCCCAUGUGUACUAGUUGGAUACUGAAGUUUCCAACAAAUCUGUCCAACAGCAUAACU
Messenger RNA from Sardina pilchardus (European sardine), 2315 nucleotides. RefSeq names its product transglutaminase 2, like (gene tgm2l). The transcript is spliced from 13 exons. Gene Ontology annotation, cellular component: mitochondrion. NCBI's taxonomy places the organism in Eukaryota, Metazoa, Chordata, Actinopteri, Clupeiformes, Clupeidae. The record is from RefSeq and is a predicted model, not a curated record. Gene Ontology annotation, molecular function: protein-glutamine gamma-glutamyltransferase activity. Gene Ontology annotation, biological process: peptide cross-linking. The coding region runs from base 127 to 2193 and encodes 688 amino acids.